Octopus sinensis (East Asian common octopus) is the source of this 597-nucleotide messenger RNA. RefSeq lists its product as uncharacterized. The transcript has 6 exons. The record is from RefSeq and is a predicted model, not a curated record. Bases 16 to 546 code for a protein of 176 amino acids. Gene Ontology annotation, molecular function: structural constituent of ribosome; protein binding. Gene Ontology annotation, cellular component: ribosome; cytosolic small ribosomal subunit. NCBI's taxonomy places the organism in Eukaryota, Metazoa, Mollusca, Cephalopoda, Octopoda, Octopodidae. Gene Ontology annotation, biological process: translation.
UAAUAAAGGCGAGAGAUGAUAGCAUCGGUGAAAAUUCGAAAAGAUCCUAUAGUUUUGCUGCAGGCUGAACCGGAAGUUCUGUUCACGCACAUUGCUGUCGUUCUUUUUCUCUAUCCGCCAUUUCUCGGUGUAACACCACAUAAAUCCAAAAUGCAGCUGUUUGUAAAGGCUAAUGAGACUCAUACCCUCAGUCUGACGGGGAAUGAAACUAUUCAUGAUAUCAAGAACAUGCUUUUCAAUUUGGGUGGAUUUGAUAUCAAUGAGCAAGUUUUAACAUUCAAUGGCUCCCCACUUGCCAAUGACUUCUCUGUUGGGUCAUUGCAAGAUAUGAACACUCUUCACUUGGAUAUGAGAAUGCUUGGAGGCAAAGUCCAUGGUUCUUUGGCUCGAGCUGGCAAAGUGAAGGGACAAACCCCUAAAGUAGAGAAGCAAGAAAAGAAGAAACAGAAGACUGGUCGUGCUAAGCGACGCAUGCAAUACAACAGGAGAUUUGUCAAUGUGGUUGCUGGUUUCGGACGAAGGAAAGGACCAAAUGCCAAUUCCUAGUGUUCUGAAAAUGUAAAUUACUAAACUUGUAAUAAAAUAAUUAAGACAUAA